AUGGAGGUCGACUACGACUCGGACUGCGACGUUGACGACUAUGACGAUGAUUACAUCUACGCCGACGCAGGAGCCUUUGACUUGGCAGAUGAACUCGCGUCCGGAGCAAUACCCGACGCACCCGCCUUGUACUACCGCGACGACGAGCUUGACGAAUACGACAACUACAACUUCUGGUCCGAGAUCGAAUAUGGCAACGGCGAAAUCUACGACCAAGAAAUGUCACAUCAAGACCAGGCAGAUGGUGCCAAGUCGAGCGACAAGAAACAGAAGUCGAGGGCUGCAGGAAUCAAGGACACGAUAAAGAAGAUUCGCUUGCGCGGCGUCCAGGAUUACCCGACCGUUCUCUGGAUGUCGUCGCAAGAAGCUUUCCGCCUACACCCACCUUGCCCCGUCUACGACAGACCUCAACAAGUCACGUCUCUCCUACCCAAUUGGCGUCAACUCCUCAAAGCCCGACCCGCCGCAUUCACCACUUCAUACAUGGCCAUCCAUUCUGCCAAGGCCCCCAAACGGGACGACGACUGGGAAGACGUGUCUGAAGGCAGCCAUGAACAAAAAGACGACGAAGAAGAUGAAGAAGAGGAGGGUGAUGACCACGACGAAGACGAAGACGAAGACGACGGUGAAGACACGGGAAUGCAGGACAUCGACCCGGAAAUGCUCAAAGCCGCUCUUGCCGCAAAAUUGUCGGCCUCGGGUAUGGCAGGCAAAGACCAGUCUGCCAUGAUGGAAGCUAUGAUGCAGAUGCUGGCUGGCGGUGGGGGUGCUGCCGAUGGCGACCUCCUCGAGAGUCUGACCUCGACCAUGCUGAAUCAAGUCACCGAAGAAGGCGGCGACUCGUCCAUGGGACAGUGGCUCUCUGCUCAAGGUGUCUCGCUCCAAGACGAUGAAGAAGAGGACGAGGACGUCACAACUGGCGCAUCAAAGGAUUCGUCACCCAAGGAUAGCGUCGCCGAGACACCUGCUGCUCCCACCUCCUCCGACAAACCCACCGAAGCGCUACUCGAACCACUAUCUACAGGAAGGAAGCGAAAGCACCCUCUGUCCGAGGAGAUCAGCCAAGACCAGACGACCGACGCGACCGACCCUGACCCAGCCCCCACUCGGAAACGAGCCAAGCAAGAUAUUGCCAAACCAUUACUCGCCUCCAGCCAACCGAAAGCAUCAACCCGCAAAUCAGCAGUAUCGCAAACAAAGACUAAGGCGGCCGAAGAAGAGCCCACUGCGAAGACCAAGACCGCUACAACUACCAAACCCAAGGUCGAGACGAGCAAAUCCACGAAAUCGAAACCCCCGAUCGCUUCGACGAAAGAGAAGACACCAUCAACUGAUGAGCCAGCAAGACCGACCACGCGAAAGCGCAAAGCUUCAGAUGAGCAGGUAUCAGAAGGCAAGCCUAAGAGACAGUUGCGCAAUUUCGCUGCACCAACAGCAAGCAGUCAAAGCAAGUCAGCCGAAGCCAAGGCCUCCGAGCCCAAAACGACACGAAGCGGUAGAGCCAGAAAGUAG
Messenger RNA from Aureobasidium subglaciale EXF-2481, 1512 nucleotides. RefSeq lists its product as uncharacterized. The transcript has 2 exons. The record is from RefSeq and is a predicted model, not a curated record. Lineage: Eukaryota; Fungi; Ascomycota; Dothideomycetes; Dothideales; Saccotheciaceae. Bases 1 to 1512 code for a protein of 503 amino acids.